AUGUGGACCAAGUCAAGUGUGGUCAUCUUGGCAAUGGCGCUGCUAGCUUCAGCUGGCGCCCAACCCGUUAGCCAAAUGGAAAUGGAACCGCUGCCCAGCACCGUAACUACCAGUAGGCCCAAGCUGGUCAUCGAGGAGCUGGAACCGAUGCGGAUUCACUUCGUCACCGAGCAUCGACCCACGUCGCUGGGCCAGAACUACUACCUGAAGCCGGGCCAGCUGGUGGGCAGUGUCACCCUGGACUCGGGCCACCUGCAGGUGCGCCACGACCAGGACGACGGCAAGCCGGUGGCCAGCAAGCACAACAUCCUGUUCGUGGCCUACGCCAAGGAUCUGGCCCAAAAGUCCCGACUGCGCGAGUAA
Molecule: messenger RNA, 363 nt
Organism: Drosophila teissieri
Lineage: Eukaryota; Metazoa; Arthropoda; Insecta; Diptera; Drosophilidae
Exons: 1
Coding region: 1-363 (120 amino acids)
Source: RefSeq, a predicted model, not a curated record